Messenger RNA from Xyrauchen texanus (razorback sucker), 2060 nucleotides. Its product is annotated as START domain-containing protein 10-like. The coding region runs from base 381 to 1169 and encodes 262 amino acids. The record is from RefSeq and is a predicted model, not a curated record. NCBI's taxonomy places the organism in Eukaryota, Metazoa, Chordata, Actinopteri, Cypriniformes, Catostomidae. The transcript has 6 exons. Gene Ontology annotation, molecular function: lipid binding.
CCCGAUCCGCGUAUCAUCAGUCAGUCUGACUAAAUGAGCCCUUGCAGACUGUUCCACCUGAAAAACGACAGGUAGUAGGUAACGUGAUGCCUUACAUAAUGCCUAGAGUGAUACAGGACUGAAUGAGGGCGAUGCUGCUACAAUACACCUGCUCCAUGAUACAUUAGGUACCUAUUUGGACAGAAUACACAUUUUCGUUCAAGUUACCGUAAGUUAAGCUGUAAGACUAAACUAGAAACAGCCAUUCGAACACGUCAGUGUUCAAAAACAAAGGAGAAAUCAACAACGGCAACAAGAAAGAGCGGAUCGUGGCUUAUGAGAGGGAGCGUCCAGCUUUACUCUCCUGCCGACCAGCUUGAUCCGCAGCACCGGGAGGCAAGAUGCCAGUCCAGAUACCGGACGACACCGAUUUCUUAUCUUUUCGAGAUCAGUGUGAAAGUCAGGAUGGCUGGGUCACCCGUUUUAACAAAGGAGGAGUGACUGUGUGGUGUCGAGACGAGGAGAGCAAAACUGUACAGAAGCUCAAGAUGAGAAUUGUUUGCAAGGAUGUGACAGCAGAGACACUCUAUGAUGUCUUGCACGACACAAGCUACCGGAAAAAAUGGGACACAAACAUGAUUGACACAUUUGAUAUUGGAAGACUGACAGUUAAUGCAGAUGUAGGAUAUUAUUCCUGGAAAUGUCCCAGUCCAUUGAAGAACAGAGACUUUGUCACUAUGCGGUCAUGGCUUCCUCUUGGCAAUGACUAUCUGAUAAUCAACUACUCUGUCAAACACCCGGAAUUCCCACCAAAGAAGGAUUAUGUCAGAGCUGUGUCUUUACUCACCGGCUACUUGAUCCAAUCCAGUGGAGCAAAUUGCUGUACCCUUUAUUACUUAACGCAAGUGGACCCACGAGGGUCUUUACCCAAGUGGGUUGUGAAUAGGGUCUCGCAGUUUGUGGCACCAAAGGCCAUGAAAAAGAUUUACAAAGCAUGCCUAAAAUACCCAGAGUGGAAACGGAAACAUGACCCAAAUCUGAAGCCUUGGAGGUACCCAGAGCAGAACACUCUGCACUGCAUCAAUGUGGCUGACCUGACGGUGCAGAGAGCAGAUUCACUGGAGAACAUCGAUGAGAGCAGUGUGAGUGAGGAGAAGGCUCAGCACCACAGUGAUGAUGAGGAGACCUAAGAUCACUCACAGUCAAUCUCUCUGUGCUGUUCUACAUCUGUUAGAGCAUGGCAGAGGAUGUGUGUGGAUGUGAAAGUGAGUGUGUACCAUCCUCAGUGUAGGAUGUAUCCCUUACUUUCAUUCUGUAAAUGGUACACUGCUUUCUUGGAUUGAACAACAUAACAUGAUAUUGUUUUACAGAUAUUUUGGCAUUUAAAGAUUACUCUGUCCAUACAUUAAGACAGUGUCUGACUGUAUUGGACAUAUGACAUAUUAUAGUCUGAACAAUUGAGACUUCACGUUUUAUGGUGUAUGAUAUAAUCAUUUGACAUAAAAACAGUAUAAAUAAACGUUUUGGCUCUUGAACAUGGCAUUAUUCUGUAACACAUUUGUGGAAAAUCUCUGUCUGAAAUUGUUUGAAAAAAGGUUUCAUGCAAAUAUUUUGCAUUAGUGCAACUUAAACCUUUAUUUAAUUACAUGGCAUCAACACAUUUGAAACACAACUAGGACAUAACCAAAAAUUCUAAACUGAAGGAUCAAAUGGAUAAAUAGGAAUCGGUCUUUGAAAGCCAUUUUUUGAUCAACCAGAAAUCAAAAUAUUGGCCCCCCUUAAUGUCUAUAGUGGUUAUAGCUUUGUUUAUAACUAAUAGCACCUUAAUAUUUCAGCCCAGCUUCUGAGAUGAAGUUUUCCAGUGUUGAGUUUUGCAGAUAGCAAGGUUUUCCAACUUUUUAUCUUCACUGAGAGAAAGAUCUGUGUGUGUGUUGUAAGACCUCGGGGGGUGCAAAAAAGUUCUGUUUAAUACACUUGGAUAUUUGUGUGUGAGUGUGUGUCAUUUUGGCUGAUCAAUCCCUCAAUGUUUUCCUUGUCUGAAAAUAAAAAGUUUGGUCUUGCAUUUUUCAAAUGGAAAAAAA